Messenger RNA from Poecilia latipinna (sailfin molly), 3511 nucleotides. RefSeq names its product valyl-tRNA synthetase 2, mitochondrial (gene vars2). Gene Ontology annotation, biological process: valyl-tRNA aminoacylation. The transcript has 30 exons. NCBI's taxonomy places the organism in Eukaryota, Metazoa, Chordata, Actinopteri, Cyprinodontiformes, Poeciliidae. Gene Ontology annotation, cellular component: cytosol. Gene Ontology annotation, molecular function: ATP binding; valine-tRNA ligase activity; aminoacyl-tRNA deacylase activity. Bases 129 to 3353 code for a protein of 1074 amino acids. The record is from RefSeq and is a predicted model, not a curated record.
GCGGCGGAAGCUGCGGAAGAUAUUAGCUGACGGACUUCCUUUCAGUCCGUCAGGUUAAAGCUGCAGCCCGUCAGUCUGAAUCCAGUGGUAUCAACUGACAGAGUUUGAGGGGUGUUUCGUAGCUGAGGAUGUGGACGAAAGGGCAUCGUCCAAAGGCGAGGCUGGUAGCCAGACUGUGGUCCAGCAAGCCUCCAGAACCGUCCCGCCCUGUCCCUUCUGCUCAGCUGCGGCCACAAGACUACGUACGCAGACGCAGGCAAGAACGGGAAGAGAAUAUUCUGUCAGCUCAACAUGAUAAAGUUGGAGAUCAAACAUUAAACUGGAGUGAAAUACCAAAAGUAGCGUACACGGCUCAAACACCUGCUGGGACAAAGAAAGAUACCAGCUUGCCUUUCCCGUCUGCAUACAGUCCAGAUUAUGUGGAGUCCUGCUGGUAUCAGUGGUGGGAGAAAGAGGGAUUUUUCAAUCCUGACCAACAUGAGCGAUUGCCUCAUCGUGUGGAUCAGACGUUUUCUUUGUGUAUUCCUCCGCCAAACGUGACCGGUACUCUUCAUCUGGGCCAUGCUCUAACUGUAGCUGUGCAGGACGCUCUGGUCCGAUGGAGAAGGAUGCAGGGUCACAGAGUUCUGUGGGUGCCUGGAUGUGACCAUGCUGGAAUUGCAACUCAGACGGUGGUGGAGAGACGACUUCUGAGGGACAAAGGGAAGCGCAGACAAGAUUUCACUAGAGAAGAAUUCUUACAGGAAGUAUGGAAAUGGAAAAAUGAGAAAGGAGAAGAGAUUUAUCACCAGCUGAGGGGGCUUGGUGCUUCUCUGGACUGGAGCAGAGCCUGUUUCACGAUGGAUCCGGGUUUUAGCAGAGCUGUAACUGAGGCUUUUGUCAGACUGUGUGACUCUGGUCUUAUUUACCGCUCAGACGGUUUGGUCAACUGGAGCUGUGCUCUUCAGUCUGCAAUCUCUGACAUCGAGGUGGAGACCAGGGACGUUUCUGGACCAACCUUAAUGUCUGUCCCUGGAUAUGAGAAUAAGGUGGAAUUUGGAACAAUGUUCACCUUUGCAUAUCCUGUCGAAGGCCAUGAUGGUGAAGUGGCAGUGUCCACGACUCGUCCUGAGACGAUGCUUGGAGAUGUGGCUGUAGCUGUUCACCCUGAUGAUCCUCGAUAUCAGACUUUCCAUGGACUAUUGUGUAAACAUCCUUUCACCAACAAGCUCAUCCCCAUCAUCACAGAUACAAUGGUGGACAUGGAUAUGGGAACAGGUGCAGUGAAGGUGACUCCUGCUCAUGACUUUAUGGACUUCCAACUUUCACAGAAGCAUUCUCUGCCCCGCCCUUCGGUCAUUAGUGGAGAUGGGACUAUGGAGCCGUUGUGUGGACAGUGGUUGGAGGGUGUGAAGCGGUUUGAUGCCAGGCAGCUGGUUGUGAAUGCUCUUGUUGAAAAGAAACUUUUCAGAGGAAAGAAGAAUCACACCAUGACUUUACCCAUCUGCAGUCGCUCAGGAGACAUCAUUGAACCACUUCUAAGAAAGCAGUGGUUUGUCCGUUGUGACACAAUGGCUAUGAAAGCAAUAGAGGCUGUAGAGGAUGGGCAAUUAGAAAUCAUCCCUCACUACUACACCAAGAUGUGGAAGAACUGGCUGUCCAGCAUCAGUGACUGGUGCGUAUCCAGGCAGCUUUGGUGGGGUCAUCAGAUCCCUGCUUACCAAGUACAGCUUCCCAAUUCAACAACUGAAGAAGAGGAGCUUUGGGUUUGGGGGAGGAGUGAAGAGGAGGCCCGACAACGAGCCGCUGUAAAAUAUGGAGUGAGCCCAGAACACAUCACUUUGCGACAGGACCCAGAUGUUCUGGAUACGUGGUUCUCCUCAGCACUGUUUCCUUUCACCAUGCUUGGCUGGCCAGAAAAGACCCCUGACCUCCAGCGCUUCUACCCCAACUCUCUUCUGGAGACUGGCAGUGACCUCAUCUUCUUUUGGGUUGCUAGGAUGGUGAUGUUGGGAUCUGAACUGACUGGACAGCUGCCAUUUAAACAGGUUCUGUUUCACUCCCUGGUACGAGAUAAAUAUGGCAGGAAGAUGAGUAAAUCUCUUGGAAAUGUCAUUGACCCAUUAGAUGUAAUGCAUGGAGCCAGUCUCCAGAGACUUCAGGAGAAAGUGAAGGAAGGAAACCUCGAUCCAAAGGAGCAACUAGUCGCUCUGAAAGCUCAGAGUUCAGACUAUCCUAAUGGGAUACCCCAGUGUGGGACAGAUGCUCUGAGGUUUGCCCUUUGCUCCCACAACAUGCAGGGUGGACCCAUUAGUUUGUCCGUAUCUCAAGUUAUUCUCUUCAGAAACUUCUGUAAUAAGAUGUGGCAGACCCUGAGAUUCACGCUGGGAGUUGUUGGUGAAAACACACCUGUGGGAACACUUGAAGAGACAACUCCUCUGAACAGCAUGGAGCGGUGGAUCUGUUCCAGACUCUACAGCACAGUUGUGCAGUGUGAGCAGGCGUUUGAAGCUUAUGAGCUGCAUAAUGUCACAUCUGCUCUCUUCUCCUUCUGGCUGUACAACUUGUGUGAUGUUUACCUGGAAUCCGUAAAGCCGGUGCUGAAGCAGAAUGAGGGAGUUGAGGUCCUGACAGACAAAGACCACAGCAGCAACACGAAGCAGGAGGCCAGAACGGUUCUCUAUCACUGUGUGUCUUUGUCUCUGGCUCUGUUCUCCCCCUUCAUGCCCUUCAUCACCGAAGAGUUGUGGCAGAGACUACAACCAUUCAGACCCGGAGCCACGGCCCAAACCAGCUUGUGUUUGCAGCCCUACCCCCGAUCCACUCAGCUGGCUCACUGGUAUUUUCCUGAGGAGGAGAAAGAUUUCCUGCUGGUUCAGAAUGUUGUCCGAGUGGCACGUUUUCUGCGAGCCCAGUGUGGCCUAGUUAAAGAAAGACCUGUCAUGUGGGCCGUGUGUUCACCAAGCCAGGCCCAGACACUUCUUCGCUUUGGCUCAGCUGUUUGGACUUUAAGUCAAAUCUCAAGCCUCCAGAUCUACUGUCCAGAUCAAGAUGGCCACCUUCCCUCCGUCCACUCCACUGCUCCACCUGCAGGAUGCCUCGUUGGUGUGGUGGACCACACAUGUCAGCUACACCUUCACAUCCAAAGUGCAGUUGACAUUGAGCAACUGAUCCGGCAUCUCUCUCAGCGGAAAGAUACGCUUCUUCCAAAGCUGGAAAAAAGUCUUUGCAAACUUCAGUCUUCCAACAAUCCAACCAAAACUCCAGCAGAUAUCAGACAACGGAUGGAGAAUAAGGUUUCAGUUUUGCAGCAGGAAUUAAAGACCAUUGAAGAUCGGAUAAAAGUUCUUCAGGAGACGCAGUCAAAGGGAUAACUACAGCUGAAGGACGUCCUUGGAGACAUCAGAGCUUGUCUAUUUGUUGAUACCGCUGCUUGAGUCAAAGAUGUCUAAAGCAUCUUGCCUUUCAGUACUGUAAAAUACACCAAGAAAAUUAUGGGUUUUGUUAAGAGAAUAAAUUAUGAAAACUUCUG